CGGCCAACAGCAAACAUCAUGCCCGUCUUUAGCCGAUACUACAACACCGGCCUUCUCUGCGGCAUCGCCGUGGCAAGCGGCAUUUCCAUAUGGUGGUAUAACCGUGAAAGCAUUUACCUACGUGUAAAGGCUGAUCUCGAGAAAGAAAAAGCAGCGGAAAAGCACUGAACUUAUUCGAAAUGGCCAAGCGCAAGCGGGAGCCAAAGGACGACGACCUGCAAUCAAACAAGCCGAAUCGAUCCCCGACAGCCUUCGAGGAGCGCCUGUACCAGGCACUUCGCCGGAACCCCUUUGCGCCUAUGGUGCCUUGCCACCGCGUGGUCGCUGCAGACCUCAGCAUAGGAGGCUUUUCUGGCGCUUGGGGCAUCGCGGAUCCGAAGGUACAGCGCAAGAAGCGGCUGCUGGAGGACGAGGGGGUCAAGUUCGUUGGCUGCACGGUGCUGAGCGAUGAGUACGUCCUCAAUGCCGAGCAGCUGCGCCAACGACUAUCAGAGGCGUUGGCUGCAGAAUCGGGUGGUGGGAGCAAGGCAUGGAAGGCUCAGGGGGGUGCGUAGCGUCCGACAGAGGCCACGCCUGGGCAUGCGGGUAGUAGUGCGCUUGGGUCGCGUGGAUCACAUGUGCACGAGGAUCAAGCAUGUCGUCUUGAAAUCCAGCAAGCUAUAGCUAGUUAGCUUGUCCAAGUGGGGCCACGUCGGGCGGUGGUGCAUGUGUUGAUGCCAUUUGUGGAAUGACAAAUAAGAAUUCCAGGUUGCCGUAGCUCCUGUAAGCUCCAUCGUGCAGAACCCCAGGCUGUACGAUUACCAUGACUGCCAUUUGCAGUUGUCUUUUUUUGUUAUUCCGCGAACAGUGUCACCCUUCCCGCCCAGCAGCAAUCCUGCCAGCAAAGGGCAGCAUGUACUGGUGAAGUCGAGGUAAACUAAUAGGCGGCAAGAAUGCCGCAAGUCCAUUUCCCCGGCCACGCGUUUUCAAGACACGAGGUCAUUUACCAACUCCCAACCGCGUCAUUACCGGACAUACGCAUACAUGGCUAGGCUGGCAGUUGACUACCAGGCAAACUAUAAUAGAUUAUAAACCAGAGCAAGUCAUGGAGCAAUGUCAUGGCAGGAUUACCAUACUCCAAUUCGAGCUGGAGAACAAAUGCACGGAUCAACGGUGUUGGAAAACGCGACCAUGAGCGUGUGCGCUGAUGCACGUCAAGUUACCCUCAACACGACGGACACCCAUCAACAGAAAAUGCAGAACCCCCUUAAAUUCCCCUCAUAAUUUUUCGGCCACGGUGCACCAGCCAGUCAGGUCGCCUAAAGAUUGCCCUUACGCAGGACAUGGCGUUAAUGGUCACAUGGUUCACCCUGCAGAGCACGAACGCGCCGUCACUAAGUACCUCAAAACUCCAACAGUAUGUCCUCUCUGUCUCAAUCACGCAGCCGGUCACGUACAACCCACGAUCAUAUGUAAACGCCUCAUACCAUCACCAAGCCGCACGAUGUUGCCGGGUCAUUGUUGCGCUAUGAAUGCAUAGCAUGUAGCUAUCAAUGUGGAUAGGCAUCUCCAGUGCAAAGAAGGCCACGAGCAAGGAGAUCACCCCGCCACAAACUCCGUACGC
Messenger RNA from Volvox carteri f. nagariensis, 1603 nucleotides. RefSeq lists its product as uncharacterized. Gene Ontology annotation, biological process: DNA repair. Gene Ontology annotation, molecular function: methylated-DNA-[protein]-cysteine S-methyltransferase activity. Bases 180 to 554 code for a protein of 124 amino acids. The transcript has 3 exons. The record is from RefSeq and is a predicted model, not a curated record. NCBI's taxonomy places the organism in Eukaryota, Viridiplantae, Chlorophyta, Chlorophyceae, Chlamydomonadales, Volvocaceae.